Molecule: messenger RNA, 1890 nt
Organism: Phragmites australis (common reed)
Lineage: Eukaryota; Viridiplantae; Streptophyta; Magnoliopsida; Poales; Poaceae
Product: probable alpha-amylase 2
Exons: 12
Coding region: 451-1704 (417 amino acids)
Biological process (GO): carbohydrate metabolic process
Molecular function (GO): calcium ion binding; alpha-amylase activity
Source: RefSeq, a predicted model, not a curated record
AUCCUCCGUCCGUCCGUCCGCCCACCCGCCCGCCCGCAAUCGCCGAUUCCCACCCCACUCUCGUUCAGAAAAAAAGCUGAGGAAAACGGAAUACGGACGGCGCAAGCAAAGUUAACCUAUCCGAUCUCCUCACUCAUCCCCAUCAGAUCAGCACAGGCAACGGCGAGAACAGAUUCAAACCCAGCCGCCCGUCACCGGCGGAGGAAUCCGGCGCCGACUUUAUCCCAUCGGUGUGGGGGCGUGGGCGGGUGCCCACUUGGGCGCGGCGGCCGUCAGGUUGGCGCGGAUGCCUCGUUCCGCGUGCCGGCUCGCAGUCCGCUCCAUGCCUCCUGCGCGGCUACAUAUGUAGCGGCUAGCUGAUGGCUGUCCGCUGCGUCUUUCCCUCGGAAAAGAAAAAGGCUUUCGCUGCGCAGUGGCUCUACUGACUACUCGGGUUUCGUCUGAAUUUGGAUGGGCCAGAUGGUUUCGGAUGAUAAAUUCGAAGAACAGGCGGCUCGCGACGGUAAAGGUGGCAUCAUUAAGAAUGGGAGGGAAAUUUUAUUCCAGGCUUAUAACUGGGAAUCACAUAAGCACAGCUGGUGGAGUAAUUUAGAGGAGAAAGUUGCUGACCUGGCAAAAUCUGGGUUUACGUCAGUAUGGUUGCCUCCACCUACACAGUCAUUAUCUCCAGAAGGCUAUCUACCGCAGAACCUUUACUGCCUUGACUCUUGUUACGGUUCCCUCGACGAGCUAAAAGCAUUGCUUAAGAAAAUGAAUGAACACACUGUUAGGGCUAUGGCAGAUGUUGUUAUAAACCAUCGAAUUGGGACUACUCAAGGAUCCAGUGGGAUGUAUAAUCGUUAUGAUGGUAUCCCAAUAUCAUGGGAUGAACACGCUGUUACAUCUUGUUCUGGUGGGAAGGGAAACAAAAGCACUGGGGAUAACUUUGAUGGGGUUCCCAACAUAGAUCAUACCCAGCCAUUUGUACGGAAAGAUAUUAUUGAAUGGCUGAUCUGGCUUCGAAAAUCCAUUGGUUUUCAAGAUUUCCGCUUUGAUUUCACAAAAGGUUACGCAGCAAAGUAUGUGAAAGAAUACAUAGAGGAAUCAAAACCCCUUUUUGCAGUUGGGGAAUUCUGGGACAGUUGUGAAUAUAGCCCCCCUGAUUACCGACUUCACUACAAUCAGGAUAAGCAUAGGCAGAAGAUUAUUAAUUGGAUAGAUAGCACUGGAGGACUUUGUGCUGCGUUUGAUUUCACAACGAAGGGUAUUCUUCAGGAAGCUGUCAAAGGAGAGCUGUGGCGUUUGCGAGAUCCGGAAGGGAAACCACCUGGUGUGAUGGGAUGGUGGCCUUCAAGAUCAGUUACAUUUGUUGAAAAUCAUGACACAGGGUCAACCCAGGGUCAUUGGCCUUUUCCAUCUGAGCAUGUCAUGGAGGGAUAUGCUUAUAUACUCACACACCCGGGUAUCCCCACAGUAUUCUAUGACCACUUCUAUGACCAGGGAGCUUCUCUACAUGGAGAUAUCACUAAACUGAUGGAAAUCAGGAAACGCCAAGACAUACAUAGCCGAUCCGCAGUCAAAAUUUUGGAGGCGAGGUCAGACCUGUAUUCUGCAAUUAUCGAUGAUAAGUUGUGCAUGAAGAUCGGGGACGGCUCGUGGUGCCCAAGCGACCCGCAGUGGAGGCUAGCGGCCAGUGGACGUAGAUAUGCUGUGUGGCACAAGUGAAACCUAUGAGUGGCACCAAUAACAGGCUAUAUCUGCUCCGCUUUACGGCUUAAUAGGGGUGAAAUCGAAUUAGAUAUGAACGGAUAUAGUUUAUUAUAUAUCCCAUCCUAUAUUUUUUUCUCAGAGUUAGGUACAGAUAGUGCCGAAUAAUUAUUUUUUCAUCAUAUAUCUUAUUAUACUUUUUUU